Molecule: messenger RNA, 3101 nt
Organism: Sphaeramia orbicularis (orbiculate cardinalfish)
Lineage: Eukaryota; Metazoa; Chordata; Actinopteri; Kurtiformes; Apogonidae
Gene: ppp3r1a
Product: protein phosphatase 3, regulatory subunit B, alpha a
Exons: 6
Coding region: 313-825 (170 amino acids)
Molecular function (GO): calcium ion binding
Source: RefSeq, a predicted model, not a curated record
CCCCCCUUUGCCUCCUCCUCUCUCCUCCCCUCCGCCACCGCCUGCUUGUCAAACCGAGCCUCCUCCUCCGCUUACUGUCCCCUCCCAGCGGGUCUCCCUCCUUUUGCCACUGCAGUGAAAGCCUCGGUAAAGGAGAGACAGUCCGGGAGAGAGAGCCUAAAGCUGGGUUUAAAGCGAGGACGAGCCCACGGAGAGCCCCACAGCCGUGUUUUUUUAGUGUUUCUCGCCACCACAGCUCGGCGGCCUACAGAGUCCUCCUGUUGUACCUCUUUUCCGCUCACAUCGCCUGGAUUUCAUCAUCCGACCUGCAAGAUGGGAAAUGAAGCCAGUUACCCCCUGGAGAUGUGCUCACAUUUUGAUGCUGAUGAGAUUAAGAGGCUAGGGAAGAGGUUUAAGAAACUCGACCUAGAUAACUCCGGCUCUCUCAGCGUGGAGGAGUUCAUGUCGCUGCCGGAGCUGCAACAGAACCCUUUGGUGCAGAGGGUUAUUGACAUAUUUGACACUGACGGGAACGGGGAGGUGGACUUUAAAGAGUUCAUUGAGGGUGUGUCACAGUUCAGUGUCAAGGGGGACAAAGAACAGAAGCUUCGAUUUGCUUUCAGGAUUUACGACAUGGACAAAGAUGGCUACAUCUCCAACGGGGAGCUCUUCCAGGUGCUGAAGAUGAUGGUAGGCAACAACCUGAAGGACACGCAGCUCCAGCAGAUUGUGGAUAAAACCAUUAUCAAUGCAGACAAGGACGGAGACGGCAGGAUAUCUUUUGAAGAGUUCUGUGCAGUGGUUGGAGGUCUCGAUAUACACAAAAAGAUGGUGGUGGACGUGUGAGCGCUCCUCUGCUCGCUCCAUCCCCGCCCCUUCCUCCUCAACACUCGCUUUCUCCACCAUCUCUGAAGAUCUGCUCAAGACGUCCGGCAAAACGCUCUCUGUGUAACUCAAUGGAAGUAUUCUCUCUCUCUCUCUCACUCUGUUUCUCUCGUUCUUUCUCUCUCUCUCUCUCUCUCCGUGAAGCCACUUUUUCUUUCAAAAACCACAGGCCUCGUGAAGCCAACUUUGAAGUGUUAUUGAACUGUAAAUCCUCUCAAUAACCCGGUCGUAGCACUUUAAGAGACUGAAGGACAUCUAUUUGUCACUUGCAAGAGCAUCACUGAUUUUGGAUGAGGGGGGGAGAAAGUGGGGAAAAGGGGGCGCAGUGAAGAGGCUGGUUGGCUUGUUCAUAUUUCAUCCUUUCUUUUUUUGUUAAUUGUUAUUUUUGAUAUUUAUUUUUUGUUGUCUUUUAUAAAGAAGAAAAAAAACAAGUAUAUCUGUGGUUGUCUCGUGAGGGGAAGUGUAUAGUAAAUCAACACUUGACUUACAGUACAACUAGAAAGUAGGGUAUGAAGUGCCAACUAGAACAUAUCCAGAAACCAGUCCAAGUUAUUACCCAUCAUCACCGCUGACAACGACACUUCCAACUGUCACAAACAUCAAAUACAAAACUAAAUUUCACAUUUUCUGAUGUUUUGGUCCUCCAUUCGUUUUCGCUUACACCUGAGCAGUUUGGAUUAGACCAGUAACGCUUCCAGUCACACUUAGCAAAGCAAUUCAUGUUGGUUUCUUUUUGUAAUAAGUUUGAUAGUUUUAUUUAUACUUAAAAAACGUGUUUAUAUUGUUGGAGAUUAUCCUUGUUUCUUGUCAUGGAAUUAUAGGUAGAUAAAUUAAUGCCAAGAAAAUGUCUUUCCAAAAUUAUUUGUGGCUGCAAACUGUUUACAUGGUUUACUCGUGUUGAAGCAUUUUGCGUUUUAACAGUGUGCAUCCAUAAGACAAUCUUCAGUGCAAAGAUUAGCUCUACACUCUCACUGACAAAUGAAUUAUAGUGGUAAGAUUACAAUUCCAAACUAUUAUUUAAUGCUAAGAGCAGGGGCUGGAUGAUGUGGACUUGGCUAAGAAAUGGUAAAACGUGAGAAUAUACAAUGUUUGUGCAAGUAUUUAGCAUUUUAAGAGAUUUCUCUGCAGGCAGCGUUUUUUAACCAGUUUGUGUCCGUUCGAUAAUCAGUGUGUGUUCAUCUCCUUUAACAGCAGGACAAGGCUCGGCCUCUGCUUUACAUGAGCCUUUCUGAAUUCAUACCCUUCUCAGUACAGCGCAGGACGGUUUUCUUUAGCACAGCAGGAACACUUAAGAUCUUAACACAUUGGCAUGUUCAGUGUGCAGUGGGAUAGACUGUAUAUUUUUAGUUUUUUUUUUUCUUAACGUGUACAUUUCAAAAGUUGGCUUCUUCUCCCGCUUCUUUUUCUGUCUCAAUCACCUCAUUUUCUCCCCCUCCCUCCCGCUACGACAAAUGGGGAGAAAAUCAUGAAUUCAACCAGAUUUUAAUUUUGAAGGGAAAAUGCUUCCUACCCUAAAUGGCAUUGGGAUAGCUUUUUGUUUUGCUUUGGAGGCCGACAGCUGGUGUGAACAGGAGUUUUCAGUCAGAGAUGUGAAUCUGGAGUGCCCUGUUGUCCCUUAUCCCAGAGCUCUGCACGGCUUGGGCCUCCCUGUGCUUGCAUGACAUGGAAAUAUAUUUUUUGUUGUGCAUGUAGAUCAAUUUUUUGAAAUAAUCCUCUUGUUUACACAUGGAUGGUGAUGUUAAUAUAUUUAAGAAUUUAAUGGUAUACAAUAUGGAUGUUGCCAAACUUUGGUAAAUGUACACAUAUUAUGAGAGGUAAUCCAAAUGAACUGAACUACAUGUAACUUUUUGUAUUUUAACCGGGUCAGCGAGAUGCUUCUAUUCCAGUAAAGUUGCAUAUCUGAUCCUGUCUCAAACUGCCACACACUGUACUCAGCUUAAGGGGAAAAAUUUGAUGUUUUUUUUUUUUUCUUUCUUUUGUAUAUAAGUAUUUGUUAAAUGCAGUUCUGGCUCUCUGUUCUCUGUAUAGUUCAGACCGCGCUUUAGUUUGUAAGUGCUACUUUUUUCGGAGGGACUUGGGUUCUUUUUAGUUUGUGUGGGGGAUAUAUGAACGAUUUCAGUUUGAGAACCUUUUUUUUUUCCUUUUUCUGCAUGCUGCAUCUUAUGCUGUGGGACUGUUGGAAACUUGAUACUGUAUGAAAAUUAAAAUUUAAAUAAACUUUGAAAUGUUGAAAGUAA